AUGUUGCCAUCUGGAUUGAUAAUAAAGCGUGCCACGCAAUCCGUCACAAACCGUACAGCAAACGCCGCUUGCCUGCAACAAGCAACUGGUUCUCCCAUAGGUUCCGUCAAUCUCACCGGUAUCAGCAGUUCAGGAGCAAUCGGUGCCAAAGGUCGACGUCGCAGAGAUAUUCAAUGCGAUAAAACGGAUCGUUCAGGUACUGCUAUAGUCUUUGACAUCGUAUUGAACUGUCCACCCAAUUUACAAUGUAAAACGCUGUACAAUGAAAUGAAGCUUUUUCUCAGCAUCCAUGAAAAGUUCAAUAACGUAACCAACGUUAAUAUUAUAACGGAUGAUGGAAGCUAUAUACCUGUGGAACUUUGCCACGUUCAACCUUAUCCCAAUCUCAAUAGCUACAAUUAUGAUAAUAAAGAUGCUAAUGGUGUUAUCAUCGAACUACUAACAACAACUACUACAGCUACAGGAACAAUCACAACAGCUACAACUACAGAAAUAACCACAACGUCAACUACAACAACAACCACAACUACAACAGUAUCAACCACAACAACAACAACAACAACAACAACAUCAACCACAUCAACAACAACAUCAACCACAAUAACAACAUCAACCACAACAGCAACAACAACAACAUCAACCACAACAACAACAACACCAAUACCACGUAAGUAUUAUGCUAAACGAUUUGUAGUAACUCAAACGAUGAUUAAUAUAAGUGACGAUAUUUAA
Adineta steineri is the source of this 732-nucleotide messenger RNA. NCBI's taxonomy places the organism in Eukaryota, Metazoa, Rotifera, Eurotatoria, Adinetida, Adinetidae. The record is from the annotation of a GenBank genome assembly.